This is a messenger RNA of Thunnus maccoyii (southern bluefin tuna), 4661 nucleotides long. RefSeq names its product NACHT, LRR and PYD domains-containing protein 12-like. Lineage: Eukaryota; Metazoa; Chordata; Actinopteri; Scombriformes; Scombridae. The coding region runs from base 101 to 3427 and encodes 1108 amino acids. The record is from RefSeq and is a predicted model, not a curated record. The transcript is spliced from 12 exons. Gene Ontology annotation, molecular function: protein binding.
UCAAACAGCUCUGACUCCACAGAAACAGCGGAAACACACAGAAGAAGACGUCAUUUCCAGUAAACAGAGAGCGGGAGGCAGACGGAGUGAAGUGCAGGAGAUGAGUGACUGUGCUGAAGAAGAGGACAGCCGUCUGUCUGUGAAGAGUCACUGGUCCAAAGAUUCACCUCCAUUCUUCAGUCAUGAACCCUCAGACGCAAAAGGUCAGCACCACAGACAGAGAGCAGAGUCUCCAGCAUCCAGUUGUCUUUCUAUGAAGAGUGACUAUUCUAAAGAAGAGCCUCCAUUCUUCAGUAAUGAACCUGGACCCUCAGACACAAAGAUUCAGGAGGAGCAGCUGUCCUGCUGUUCUUUGUGUCAGGACGUCCUGAAGGAUCCAGUCCCUACCAGCUGUGGACACUGGUUCUGCAGACUGUGUAUCGUCUCAUACUGGGACCAGUCUGCUUCAUCAGGAGACUCCUCCUGUCCCCAGUGUGCAGAAAGAUCCAGAACAGGACCUGGACCGCAGACAGACAGUCAGACCAGCACUGUAAAAAGAGAAAGUGGUCUGCAGGAGGUUUUAGAUGAACAUAAGGUCAGUCUGAGGAGGAGAUGUGAAUGUGUGACUGAAGGAAUUGAUGAAGCAGGAAGUGAAACCCUCCUCAACAAGAUCUACACUGAGCUCUACAUCACAGAGGGACAGAGUGAAGACGUUAAUACCCAACAUGAGGUGUGGCAGCUUGAGACAGCUUCCAAGAUGGAGACCCUCCAUGACACUCCAAUCAAGUGUCACAACAUCUUUAAAGUCUUACUUGACCACCAGAAACACAUCAGAGUCGUUCUGACAAAUGGUGUCGCUGGUGUUGGAAAAACCUUCUCAGUACAGAAGUUCACUCUGGACUGGGCAGAGGGCUCUAAAAAUCAAGAUGUCAGUCUGGUGAUUCUGCUUUCAUUCAGGGAGCUAAAUUUGAUCAAAGAUGAGAAGUACAGUCUUCUCAUGCUGAUCCAUGAAUUCCAUCCAACAUUACAGAAGGUCACAGCAGAGAAGCUCGAUGACUGUAAAGUUUUGUUCAUCUUUGACGGCCUGGAUGAAAGCAGACUUUCACUGGAUUUCAACCACAGGAAGGUCGUGUCUGAUGUCACACAGAAGUCAUCAGUCAAUGUACUGUUGACAAACCUCAUCGAGGGGAAUCUGCUUCCCUUGGCUCACAUCUGGAUAACUUCCCGACCUGCAGCAGCCAAUCAGAUCCCUCCUACAUGUGUUGACAGGGUAACAGAAGUACGAGGCUUCACUGACACCCAGAAGGAGGAGUACUUCAGGAGGAGAUUCAGUGAUGAAGAGCUGUCCAGCAGAAUCAUCUCACACAUCAAGACAUCCAGGAGCCUCCACAUCAUGUGUCAAAUCCCAGUCUUCUGCUGGAUCACUGCUGCAGUUCUGGAGCAGAUGUUGACUACAGACCAGAGAGGAGAGCUGCCCAAGACCCUGACUGACAUGUAUUUACACUUCCUGCUGGUUCAGACAAAGAGGAAGAAGCACAAGUAUGAUGAAGGACAUGAGACGAGUCCACAGGAGUUGACAGAGGCUGACAGGGAAGUCCUUCUGAAGCUGGGGAGGCUGGCAUUUGAACAUCUGGAGAAAGGAAACAUCAUCUUCUACCAAAAAGACUUGGAGCAGUGUGGUCUUGAUGUCACAGAGGCCUCGGUGUUAUCAGGAUUUUGUACAGAGAUCCUCAAAAGAGAGAGUGUGAUCUUCCAGAAAACAGUCUACUGCUUUGUUCAUCUGAGCGUUCAGGAGUUUCUGGCUGCAGUCUACAUGUACCACUGUUACACCAACAGGAAGACAGAGGUAUUGGAGGACUUCCUGGAGGAUGAUAAUGAUGAUGAUUCAUUGAAUGAUUAUGAUGAUGACAUGGACGAUAACUCUUACCCAUCCCUAGAUGACUUCCUGAUGGGAGCCAUGGAGAAAUCUCUCAAAAGUAAAAAUGGCCACCUGGACCUGUUUGUUCGCUUCCUUCAUGGCCUCUCUCUGGAGUCCAACCAGAGUCUCUUAGGAGACCUGCUGGGUCAGACAGAGAACAGUCCAGAAAUCAUCCAGAGAAUCAUCAACAACCUGAAGGAGGAGCAGGCUAAGUUUAUCUCUCCUGACAGAAGCAUCAACAUCUUCCACUGUCUGAUAGAGAUGAACGACCGCUCAGUACAUCAGGAGAUCCAAGAGUUCCUGGAGUCACGGAAUAGAUCAGAUAAGAGACUCUCUGAGAUCCACUGCUCAGCUCUGGCCUACAUGCUGCAGAUGUCAGAGGAGAUUCUGGAUGAGUUGGAUCUGGACAAGUACAACACAUCAGUGGAGGGUCGACUCAGACUGAUUCCAGCUGUGAGGAACUGCAGGAAGGCUCGACUUCCUGAAUGUUGGCUAUCAGAGACUCACUAUGAGGUUGUGGCCUCAGCUCUGAAGUCCAACCCCUCCCAUCUGAGAGAGCUGGACCUCACAGGAAGCAAGUUGCAGGAUUCAGGAGUGAAGCUGCUGUCUGCUGGACUGGAGGGUCCACACUGUAGACUGGAGACUCUCUUACUUGCUAAUUGUGGACUAACAGAGAUCAGCUGUGCAUCUCUGGUCUCAGCUCUGAAGUCCAACCCCUCCCAUCUGAGAAAGCUAGAGCUGAGCUCCAACAACCUGCAAGAUUCAGGAGUGAAGCUACUGUCUGCUGGACUGGAAAGUCCACAAUGGAGAUUGGAGACUCUGAGAUUGAGUCGGUGCAGUUUGUCAGAGAUCAGCUGUGCUUCUCUGGCCUCAGCUCUGAAGUCCAACUCCUCCCAUCUGAGAGAGCUGGAUCUGAGUAUGAAUGAGCUGCAGGAUUCAGGAGUGAAGCUGCUGUCUGCCGGACUGGAGAGUCCAAACUGUAGACUGAAGACUCUGAGACUUAAUCACUGUGCAUUGCCAGAGAGCUGCUGCUCACAUCUGGCCUCAGCUCUGAGCUCUGACCCCUCCAAUCUGAGAGAGCUGGACCUGCAUGGAAAUGAGCUGCGGGAUUCAGGAGUGAAGCUGCUGUCGGCUGGACUGGAGAGUCCACACUGCAGGCUGGAGACUCUAAGGUUGAAGGACUGUCUGAUCACAGAGGACAGCUGCUCACAUCUGGCCUCUGCUCUGAAGUCCAACCCUUCCCAUCUGAGAGAGCUGGAACUGAGUGUCAACAAGCUGUCUGAUUCAGGAGUGAAGCUGUUGUCUGUUGGACUGGAGAGUCCACACUGUAGACUGGAGACAUUGAGGUUGAAGGACUGUCAGAUUACAGAUAAAGGCUGUUCAUCUCUGGCAUCAGCUCUAAAGUCCAAUCCCUCCCAUCUGAGAGAGCUGGAGCUGAGCCUUAACAAGAUGCAGGAUUCAGGAGUGAAGCUGCUGUCUGAUCUUUUGGAGAGUCCAAACUGUAGACUGGAGAUUCUGAGGUUUAAAUAAUGUCGGACUGUAGAGAGAGGACGUCAUUCAUCAAGCUGCUGCAUCUUCACAUCUGAAUUCAUAUUUAUCAAAGAUGUCAGAACUGUUUCUUUUCUCUUUUCAGUCAUUUCUUCCCUUCUUGUACCAUAUCUUUGUUUUUUUUUGCUGGUAUUUCUUUUGUUCGUUCUUUCGAUUUCCCCCUCCUUAUCCUUUAGUUUGUGUCUUAUUUCUUAAGAUCGUGUCUUCUUUCCUUUCAGUUUUUCAUUUAGACUAAAACUACUCUUUCAUUCCAUUUCUGUUACCCUUUAUUCAAAUAAUUAACACAAAAUUCUCACCUGCAUAUCACUAUCAACAUAUCACUAUUCUGUCUACCAUUACCACACCACAACACCCUAAAAACUACCCAGAGUCACAAUAGCAACCUCCUGACAACAACCUAGCUGCUACCUGGUGCAGCCAUGGCAACCAUGGAAGAUCUUUGCAGACACUAAAGGAGCCACCAAAUAACAUCCUACCAACCACGUUAGCAAUGACAUACAGACUAAUUAUGAACACUGUAACAACAUCCUGAAACACCCUAUCAACUGAUCCUACCAACUGCCUAGCAACAACUAUGUCACAACAUACCAAUCAACUCAAGUAAAUAAUUACAGUAUAAUAAUUACAUUACAAAAAUAAUUUAAAAGUGCAAUGCAGAAUAAAACAGUAAAACAACGAGAAACAUUGAAAAAUAAGACCUAAACAGGACAUAGACAGUAAGAAGAAAAGACUUUCUGAUAAAAGCGAGUUUUAAGAAGUGAUUGAUUCAAUAAAUUUGUGUGUAAAAUGUUUGAAUUUACUGAAGUUUUAGUUUGUUUCAUCUUCCCAAAUUCUCAGCAGUUAAUUUAUCAAUGAUUAAAUCACAUGAAAUUAAAUAUUAAAUACAGCUGUUUGCAUUCCUAGUUGGAUGUUUAUAUUUCAUCCUUUAACUGUAGCAAAGCCUCACACAUACUGACGAACACUGAGGACUGUCUGAUGUGUGAUUUACAAACUGAAGCUGGUAGUUUGUUGGUUUGAACAGCAGGUGGUGCUGCUGCAUCGACAAUCACCUGAGAAUCAAACAUACAACAAGUGUAAUUCACUGUUGUUGUGUGAAUAUUAACAGAUAAACAGCAGGUGGCGCAAAUUCUCCAGUAGAUGCCAUUAAACUACUGCAGAAGAAGAGGACACAACGAGAUGACAUCGGUCAAAGCUCAAAUGAUGGAACCAUAUGGAA